Molecule: messenger RNA, 3195 nt
Organism: Fonsecaea erecta
Lineage: Eukaryota; Fungi; Ascomycota; Eurotiomycetes; Chaetothyriales; Herpotrichiellaceae
Exons: 8
Coding region: 1-3195 (1064 amino acids)
Biological process (GO): lipid metabolic process
Molecular function (GO): protein binding; phosphoric diester hydrolase activity
Source: RefSeq, a predicted model, not a curated record
AUGCUAUGCGAGCAUCUCUGCGACUCAUCUCUUAUUGUCACUGCAACUCGGGACCGUGAUCUGCCCGGAGAUCACUCGCAGCUGGGUUACAAGCGUCUGCUCCAACCAUCUGACAGCGUCACAACUGCUCUCCGAGGCACCGCGAAAUUCGGCAAGCAGAUCCAACGCCAGCAGUUGGAUCUCCCUGAAUAUGCGGCCAGUUUCCUCAACUACAAGGCCCUCAAAAGGCUCAUCAAGCAACUCAGUGCCACUCCUACCAUUAGUGCCCAAGGAGGUCCUGCCACCCUCGACGCACAGGCGGCUCUCAGGGCAAAUAAGGAGGUUUUCUUUUUUCGGCUGGAACGUGAGAUAGAAAAGGUCAACGUCUUCUAUCUCCAGAAAGAGGCAGAGUUUUCGCUUCGUCUCAAAACAUUGCUCGACAAGAAAAGAGUUAUUCAAGCAAGAAUAGCCGCCAGUUCCAGACUCUCUGCGAGCUUCGCGACGCUAGUCGAGGGUUUCCAACAAUUCGACAAUGAUCUCAACAAGCUUCAACAAUUUGUGGAAGUCAAUGAAACUGCAAUUUCGAAAAUCCUGAAGAAGUGGGACAAAACAUCCAAGUCAAGAACGAAAGAGAUCUACCUCCAACGAGCCGUCGAAAUCCAACCGUGCUUCAAUCGCGAUGUACUCCGGGACCUCGCCGACCGAGCGACCACAGCGAGACUCGACUUGGAAGCAUGGGCUGAGGGUGAAAACAUUCAGUACGAGGUAUCUAGGCAACAAGACCGAACGAUUGGACAACGUGUGGGCACGGAAGAGAGCGAUAUCGACAUUCAGAUCCUUCAGGCCUCGGCCGCGGGUAACACUGGCGCUCUACGGGAAUGGUUUGCGAGACUGGGCAGUUCUCCAGAUGCACGCGACCGUUUCACCAGAAUAUUCCUUGCCACAAUCUCUGAAGCACCUGACGAUUCUUUGAGCCUAUUCCUAAACUCAGGUCUGGUCGAUAUUCAUGCUGAGGAUGACAUCAACGAGCGAAACUGUUUGCACGAAGCUGCAAUUUAUGGCAAAGAGAUUGUACUGGACUUUGCCCUCAGCCAUGGAGUUGACCUUGCCCGUUUGGACGUGUAUGGCAGGGUACCAUUGCACUAUGCAUGCUUGAGAGGACGCCUGGCAAUGGUCGAAAAAUUGUUGGCCGCAGGGCCGAACACCAUCGACAUGAAAGAUCAUGACAACUUUACGCCGCUGAUCCACAGCAUUGUGCGGCACCGAGUCGACUGUGUUCGCCUUCUCCUUGCCAGCAAUGCAAGGAUCGACCCACAAUCUGACGCAGACCACAUUCCCUUGAACUUGGCCUGUCAGCAUGGAUCUAUCGAAGUGGCUGCUUUGCUGUUGGAAAGAAACGCAAAACUUCUUCCUGACGCAGAGGGUCUAUUCCCCCAACAUCUCGUCGCCCGUUCGAGCGAAAAGGCCGAUCUGCUUCUCCUUCUACGGCAGCACGGAGCGGAUUUGAACCAGCGCGACAAGUUGUACCAAUGGACGCCACUAUUCCAUGCAGCAAGCGAGGGUCGAGUCGAGUGCUUGCGGGCACUGCUUGAAAACAGUGCUGACCCCGAGGCACUAGACGAAAAGGGCCUCACAGCCAUGUAUUAUGCAACAUGGGAAGGCCACUUGGAAUGUAUGGAACUUCUCUGGGAGCAAAGUAGCCACCAUCGCGCCGAACGCAGAUCUUCCACCAUGUUGGGAGCCGUGGUCCCUCCCCAUAACCAGAUGUUGGCAAUGGAGAUUACGCCCGAGGAGCCUACCGGUGCCGACGGCGACGGGAUCCCUGAUCUCUCCCUGCCGCCCCCGAUCAUACCACUGCGCCGCUACGGACACAACUUCCUCGAUACGAAGACCUUUAUUGCCCUCAACUUUGACCGGACAUCGAAAGCCAUCAAAUUCUUCAACGAGGCGAGGUAUCCUGCCGCUCGCUUAACCAUUUCCUCGAAAACAUCCGACCUCAUUCCCCGUAAUUUAAUGCUGCCGAUACAGGAGGAUGCUAGAUCGGUCUACUUUCAGGUCGACAAUCUCAGCACCUUCUCUGUGGAUUUCGAGAUCUACCCGACCUUCGGAUCCAAAGUGAUAGCCAAGUCGGUCGCCCUGCCGGAUGUCUUUCGGGCUAUUCAGAGCAGCGCUGGCAACUGCUGCCUUCCACUGUUUGACCCAAGGCUCCGGUCGGUGGGCCAGAUCCAGUUCGAUUUCCAAGUCAUUAAGCCGUACAACGGUACGCCGCUUGAGAUCACACAAUUCGCGCCGUACUGGAAAGCUACGAGCGCUCUCGACGAUCACAGUGGAUUGGUCACAGGCUCGAGCCUCUCCGGAGACUACCUCAGGUUGACGAUACACCUUACCCGGGACGGUGUCCCUGUGAGCUACCCAUCUUAUUUCGUGACGUACAACAACCUCGACGUCUCCCUAUGUCAGCUCAAAUACGAGGUACUCGUGAAACUGGGCAUGACCAGCGGUCUUCUCAACCGCGACGGUACACCGAUACUGGAAAGUACGGAUAUCCUCGAGUGGCGCAAUCGACUUUCCGGCUCGAUCUUUUCUCUGCGCGAGAUUCUAGCCGCGGUACCACCACAUAUUAACCUCAACCUGCACGUCUUGUAUCCAACAAGCCACGAGGAUCUCAAUCUGGGUGUCUAUUCCAAUAUUGACAUUAACACUUUCGCUGAUGCGAUUCUGACCGAAGUCUUUGAUCACGCGAGAGCCCUGCGCGCACAAAAUCCAGAUUUGACUCGUUCUAUAGUGUUCUCUUCAUUCAACAGCAACAUCUGCACGGCCCUGAACUGGAAGCAGCCAAAUUUCCCUGUCUUACUUUGCAACGACUUGGGUGGCGUGCAAAGCGCUUACCACUCCUCCGCAAAUCUCCUUGAACCUGCUACCCGACGGGGGACGUCGAUCAAGGAGUCUGCACGCUUGGCACAGCUGAACAACUUCAUGGGCUUGACUUGCUCGUCCCGGAUUUUACAGAUGGUGCCUGCUUUAACAGAGACCAUUAAGCAAGCAGGGCUGGUGCUUGUGUCUGAUGCAUCGGCGGACGACGAUCGUGGACGCCAACAGCAAUCUCACUCGCACGGGCAAGCGCAGAGCUCGGGAUUCGCGAUGAUGCCGGACGGUGUCAACGGGGUUAUGAAGGCGAAUGGCAUUCUACGAUUCAACGAGACAGUCGACAUGUGA